Messenger RNA from Coregonus sp. 'balchen', 1622 nucleotides. The record is from the annotation of a GenBank genome assembly. NCBI's taxonomy places the organism in Eukaryota, Metazoa, Chordata, Actinopteri, Salmoniformes, Salmonidae.
CUGGGUCCUAAAGCACGAAGUUAGGAGUUUCUGUGCCCGCUAAACACAAUUUCUCGCUUUCAUUUAAACUGUAACGCGUUGCAGAAUUGAUCAACUACAAAGUAUUAAAAAUGAUCCACUCCUUAAUAUGAUAAUUGUGUUACCGUUGGUUGCAAACGAUUCGUGAAUAUUUUAUGACUUCACAGCACUAGGACCAGGCGGACGUCUUUGGAGGUCGGAGAAGCUCCCUCAUCUUUGCAAACCAUCUUGGGUAUAGAGUCCAUUGUAAACAUGGCUGCCGCUGUGCAUCGGAUUCUGUCCUUCAGUAGAAAUGCUAAGGUGCUUGUAUCACCUCUACAGCGCUACAGUGUAGAAGUGUCGACCACUGGAGAGCAAAUUACCCACACCGGACAGGUAAGGCUCAAACGUUCCGUUGUGUUUGUUGGUUUCCCCGAAAAGAUGUAGUUACUCGCUAGUUACCAAGCUAACGACACUCACUUGCACCACUACUAGCUAACGUUUGGUAAUAGUGUCAGAUGUUGGUGUUGUCAAUUAAGAUUUGACCGUUGAUCCAGCUUUAAGUUGUGGUCACCAGCUAUUUAGUUUAGCUAUUUAAUUUAGUUAGCUAGCUAGCUAGCUGCUCACCCACUACUGGGGUAGUUAGGCGUUUAUUCACAGUCAGUAGCCAUUGCCACUUCUGUCAAGAUACAAGCUAGUCAGAGCAAAGGCAGAUGACACUUUAGUUAACUAGGUGGAGUGUCAGAGUUGGCAUAGAACUGUAAGCUAUUUUAUUGAUGGUUGUGAUAACUUUACUGUGAUCAUGUAAUGUAUGUGUAAAAUGUGAUCAGCUAUAUCUGAUUGUAAUAGUUAUGUUCCAAAACAGUGUCUGCAUGUUGUUUCAGGUGUAUGAUGAAAAUGAUCCCAGGCGGGCCAGGUUCGUAGGCCGACAGAAAGAGGUAAAACUACAUUGUAUGAAAGGGCCAUAGUCGCCAUGGGACUUCAAUGUAGAAGUUGAAUCCUAUGACUACCUGUUGAAAUAAGGCCUAAAGCCUCUUUACAUAGCUCAGCAACGUGGGCAUUGAUAGAUUUACAAUGCAUAUUUAGUAGUCCGCAGAGAGGGAAUUUGGACUACAAUACAGAGUGUAAGCUACUGAUGGUUCUGUUUGUGCUGUGUGUUUCCAGGUGAACAAGAACUUUGCCAUCAAGCUGGUGGCUGAAGAGCCAGUCAGUGGCAUCGAGGCCAGAGUGGUGUCAUGUGACGGGGGUGGAGGAGCACUGGGCCACCCAAAAGUCUACAUCAACCUGGUAAUGACGUCUCUGUAGUGUACAUGUCCCUAUAAUGUACACUAGUUAGUGGUGUCAAAGUCAGAACUCAUAUAAGCUAUGACUACAUUACAAGCAUGAGUGCCGAUCCCGUAUUAAAUUUCAGUUCAAUUUGCGCUCAUGUCCAAUUUAGCUUCACGCUACACAGUGAAUUGGUGUAUUUGAUGUGGCGUUCCAAUGUGCUAAUGUCUGUCUUCUGUCUGUGUUUCUCCAGGAUAAAGAAACUAAAGUGGGAACAUGUGGCUACUGUGGACUGCAGUUCAAGCAGACCCAUCAUCAUUGAGACUCUUUCUCAGUCCCUCUCUCUCUCUCUCUCUCUC